Drosophila montana is the source of this 1685-nucleotide messenger RNA. RefSeq lists its product as uncharacterized. NCBI's taxonomy places the organism in Eukaryota, Metazoa, Arthropoda, Insecta, Diptera, Drosophilidae. The record is from RefSeq and is a predicted model, not a curated record. The transcript is spliced from 4 exons. Bases 97 to 1038 code for a protein of 313 amino acids.
AAAAAACCGACAAACGGCGCUAACAGCUCGCUUAUCCCGAGGACAACAGCCAAGGCACACACACACACACACACACACACAAGCGAGAAGGAGGCCAUGAAGUCCGACAUCCAAACAUCCUGCCUGCUGGUCCUGACGAUCUUGGCCAGCACGCGUCAUGUCCUCGGCUUUCUGACAGCUACGGGCCACGCGACAGCGUCUCGCAAUGGAGCAGCUGCUGCUGCUGCUGCUGCUGCUGGGGAACACCAGCAUUCACGUGCCUACUUAGCUGGAUUGGGAGUCGGAGGAGUUGGAGGAGUCGGAGCUGGAGCUGGGGCAGCUGAGGACGACGAAGGCGCCGCCUUUGAGCAGCGACAACCCAACUUGAAUGCGCAGCAACGUAACGUUUACGAUCCUGGAGAUGAGCUGCUGCACGCGCUGAACGCGGAGUUGGGCCAGGAGCCGGAGACGGCACCGGAGACGGAGCCAGAGCCGGAGCCAGAGCAGGAGCCAGAGCCAGAGCCGGAGCCGGAGACGGAGCGAGAGUUUGCGAAUGCCGUUUACAAUGAACUCGAGGUGGCCAGCAAAUAUGAUAUGCUCAAGAAGCUGGAGCAGGAUUUGCGCGCCGAGCAGGAACUGGUCGACAAAUCCGCUUUGCUCAUGAAAAUGCUAGAGGAUCCCUCGCUGGAUAAGCUGCCGCUGGUCUAUGUGGAGGAGGAGGAGCAGUUGCCGGCGGCAAUUGCCGGCGAUGAUUACCCCGAGCUGGACAACAGCAUUGGCAGCCUGGUGCUUGGCCCCAACAAGCCGAAGCGUUCCCGUUAUUAUCGUCGUUAUCCCUGGAAGCGACACAAUCGCAAUCGCGGUUCUUACAUGAAUUCUAUCAACAGCAAUUAUGAACCGGAACUGCGUUUCGCCUGCACGCCUAGCAAGGAGGAUAUAUUCAAGCUUCUGGUCAAUUUGCAUGAGAAUCGCAAGGGCAAUCACAGCAAGACGGUUAACUUUUGUCAUCGCAAGCGGCCAGCCAAGGUCGUAUUCACCAAUAUACGAUUCCUCGGCUAGAUCCGGACAGGACACAAACACAAUACACACGCAAUACACACACACGCACACGACACACACACACAUAUGUAUACCAAGCAUCAAUUGUAUAUUGCUGACAAAGUCAAGCGCGAAACUGGAGAACAACAAGCACUAACAAUUAGCUAACUAAUUAAACUAACUAAACUAAACUAACCAACAAUUAGAUAAAUUUUUAUUGACCUUUUACCCCCUGCCAUACUUCGUGCAAUGAGUUUGUUACAAGCCAAUUAGCCAACACUUAAAACAUUUCCCAACUCUAGUGUUAAACAACUUCAACUUUUGAUAUCUCUAAAUGUGUUGUAUAUACUUACACCUCUACAUACUUAUAUAUUUAUAUAUGUGUAUGUACAUAUGUGUAUAAUUAAAGUUUUACUAGUUUAUGCAAAUAUCAAUUUAAUACACAUGCCAGUAAAUGUUUCAAGCGUGUCAUAUCAUUAGAAUGCGUCAAUCGGUGUUGGUAGUCAAAGUAUUAUAAUGUUAACGUAACCUAGAAAAAUGGAUUGAGCCUAAUUAUAUCUAAAUAUUAUCUAUUGUAUGUAUAAAUCAAAAAUCAAUGUGUAUAUAUCUAUACUUAACCAAUAAUUCUUAAUAAAUAUUAAUAAUAAUAAUUAUAAUGUGUACGAAUC